AUGGACAUGUUACAAGGUAUGUGUGAGAAUAUCCCUUUAAUUUUCAUGUAUUUAAAAGUAAAAAGUUUAAAUAACGUAAAUAGGUGUGACGGCGACUCAAUAGAAUUUAGCAUGUAUUUGACGUUCUGCGGCGACUACAAAGGAUACACCGAUAUCCGUUGCGCUAAUCCAUUUCCCGGCACCGAAGUUAAGAAGGUUUUUGAGGCCAAGUUGAAUGAUUGUGUAAGCGAGUCGGUGAAAAACAUUUGGAGUUGGAAUAUAUAUAAAAUAACCAAACAGGUACCGGAAAUUACAGAUGAAAAUUAUUUAACCAAAGAAAACUGUAUAAAGUUAUACUUGAAUUAUCUAACGGAUAUCCAUUAUACCAUCAAAACAUUUUACAAAGGAAAAACCUUGGGCGUAUGGACCACGUUCGAGUGGUUGAGUGGUAAAUAUUUUCUUACCGAAAAUUCUGAAAGCGUAGAUAUGAACGAGUUAAAAUCAAAAAAUAUAACUGUCAGAGACGUAAGUAUGAGUUUAACAGUGGCGUAUUAUGCCAUAGUACCGUGGAACUUAAAUACGUUCAGAGUCAUGCAAUUUCACAUGACGAUUGUAUACCAUCUAGUCAGAACGAUGAAUACGUACGUGUACCGAUACGCGCAAAUCAUCUUUAUGUAAUUGAAGC
Molecule: messenger RNA, 664 nt
Organism: Cinara cedri
Lineage: Eukaryota; Metazoa; Arthropoda; Insecta; Hemiptera; Aphididae
Source: the annotation of a GenBank genome assembly